UUUCACAAACAUGUCUUCUCGUGAAACAACUAUGUUAGUCCUAAUGGUUACAAUUUCUCUACUUGUACCAUCCCUCCUUUGUUUAAUAUGUAUAGUUUGUCGAUUGCAUCUUGAUGCCAUCCGCCGGCGUCAGCUCCAGGUUCUCGAGGCAACAUCAACGUUGCCUCGAGAAUCCUCUGUGGUAGUAAAUCUACCUACUUCGGGCCUUGAUGAUUGCAUGAUUCAAUCGUACAAAAAGGUAGUCCUUGGUGAAAGUCUACGACUUCCCGGUCUUAACUCACUAACUUGCCCAAUAUGCCUAGUUGAGUACAUUCCUGGAGACUCAAUCAGGAUCAUACCUGUGUGCCAACACUGCUUCCAUGUCCAGUGUAUUGAUGGAUGGUUGAAGAUGAAGUCUACCUGCCCCGUUUGCCGGAAUUCUCCGCCUGAUCAUCGCGAAAACGAAAAAGCUUGACCAAUUGUAGUCGAUGCAAUAAUUGAUAUUAUCGAAGAAUGUGGUUUCAUGGUUAGAUUGCUUCUAAAUUCUUAACCAGAGGUCUCAGUUAACGCUUUGAAAAUGAAAAAUAUUAUUAAUUGUUAGUUGCCCCCUCUUGUCAACUAAAUUUGAGUCGAUGUACAUGAAUUUGCUUUUCAAUAUGAUUAGGUCUAUGAGUUGGUAGACAAAGGGUUGGUCAA
Solanum pennellii is the source of this 675-nucleotide messenger RNA. RefSeq names its product RING-H2 finger protein ATL20-like. The transcript has 2 exons. Bases 11 to 454 code for a protein of 147 amino acids. The record is from RefSeq and is a predicted model, not a curated record. NCBI's taxonomy places the organism in Eukaryota, Viridiplantae, Streptophyta, Magnoliopsida, Solanales, Solanaceae.